CCCCUCUCCUUCGCCCGCACACGCACGUCCGCUCUCGUCGUCUUCGAUUCGCCACCUCGCUUCCCCGAACCGCAGUCAUGCCCAACAUUGCCGGGAAAUAUACCCUGGAGUCCUCCGAGAACUUUGAGGAGUUCAUGAAGGCACUUGGCGUGGGUAUGAUGCUCCGCAAGCUGGGCUCCAGCUCCAAGCCCACGGUCGAACUCAGCGAAGAAAACGGGGUGUGGACAAUGAAAACGAGCACCACCAUGAAGACGACGGAGAUCAAGUUCAAAAUCGGGGAGGAGGUUUCGGAGACAACUUUCGACGGCAGGGAGUGCAAGACAACAUUCACAAUGGAAGGUGACAAGUUAAUCCAGAUUCAGAAGGCGACGAAGGGGAAGGACUGUAAAUUCACGCGAGAAUUUACAGAUACACAGAUGAUCAUGCUCUCCGAGUGCGAUGGCGUCGUGUCCAAGAGGAUCUACAAGCGCCAGUGAGUCUGCUGUCGGAGGUCUUCCAGCUGACCCCAUGACGUCAGACCGUCAGCGGCUUGCUUAUCAGCGAGCUUUGCUGUUCGCUUUUCUCUCUUGCUGUUUUUCUUUGCUCUCUCAUUUUCACUUUAUUAAUUAUAGUCUUACGUUCCCUUUUUCUCUCACUCUCUAUUUCAUUCCAUUCCUUUCUCUUUAUUUUCUCUCUCUCUCUUCUUAUUCUUGAACUUCCAUUUUUGGUCCUUGUUCUUCCACCCGUGUUUCCGCUUCUGCCUUUUGUUCUUCCACGUGUUUCUUCUUCACUGCUUUUUCCGUUUAUACGUAUCACUAGUUAGUGUUCACGCACUAAAAUAUGGAUUGUGUAAACGGAAUAAGCCCUUGAAUUCUCGAUAUUUUGUGUAAACCUUUGCUUUGUUAAAAAAGGAGAAAAAAUCAAGUUUUACUUUUUUGGCUUCACAUCAACAUAUGCUGUUUCAUUUGGCUGAAAACGAGUUUUCUUUUUUAUUUAAGAUCAUAAAUAUAUAAAAAAUA
Messenger RNA from Penaeus monodon (black tiger shrimp), 998 nucleotides. Its product is annotated as sodium/calcium exchanger regulatory protein 1-like. Gene Ontology annotation, molecular function: fatty acid binding. The coding region runs from base 78 to 476 and encodes 132 amino acids. The transcript has 4 exons. The record is from RefSeq and is a predicted model, not a curated record. Gene Ontology annotation, biological process: fatty acid transport. Gene Ontology annotation, cellular component: cytosol; nucleus. Lineage: Eukaryota; Metazoa; Arthropoda; Malacostraca; Decapoda; Penaeidae.